CAGACUUCUGUUAGAAGUUUAUAAACUAACUUUAUUUUCUUUUCAUGGUUUAGAAAAGGAAUUCAGUCAAAUUUUAGCUGUUGUGUUUCCUACUUGAACAAAACACAUUUAUUGAACAACCACAGGGAAAAAACUGCAGAGCAGAACAGUCGUGAAUGGAAAAUGUUAACACUGAAGAAAAUGAGAAAUCAAAGUUAUAUCAAAAUGUUGACAACUGGACAAAAGAGCAAGUUAGACAAUGGGCAAUUGAAGUUGUUAAGAUUGACGAGAAGUAUGCAGAAAUUCUGUUUAAGCAAGACGUGAGUGGUUCUACUUUGAGACUGCUAACCAAAAAGAAUCUUGUAGAUAUGGGCAUAACUCAUGGGCCGGCACUUCAAAUUAUUCAUGUCCUGAGACAGAAUAACAUUCUACCUGAAAGUUCAAACCAAGCUGUAGAACAAGAAGACACUAAACAUGGUUUUGAUGACAAAGGAGAAGACAAAGAAAUUGCAAAGAGUGAGCAUAAGAAGAAACACAUGUCAUUUAAUCCCAGUAUAUCACAGAACUCUAAGACUGAGCCCCUAGAAGACAAAGUAGCAAAAAAGUCAGAUGGCGAAGAGACUAUUUCAGGGAACUCACAGUCAAGCAACCAGCACCCAACCAGAAAGACUUGUAUGCCACAUCCUUUUGAUAAUUUCAGUGAUGGUUUUCAAUAUAUACACCACAAUAUUCUUAACAUACCUGAAACAGGACCGCUCAAUCUCAUUGAUCCAGCACAUGAAUUCAAAUUACUCACCAACACAGAUAAAGCACAAGAAGAAAACAUUCUAAUGAAAUUUAGCAAUGAAAUCUUUAGAUUUGCUGCAGCCUGCAUGAAUUCUCGCACAAAUGGUACUAUCCAUUUUGGAGUUCGUGAUAAUCCACAUGGGGAAAUUGAAGGAAUAAAAGUUACCAACAGAGCAGUAUAUAUUGACCAUUUUAAUAAAUACAUUGGAAAGUACUUUCCUGAGAACUGUGUCAAGAUUGCAAAAGCUUGCAUUAGAGAACCUAGAUUUGUGGAAAUAUUAGUACAAAAUGGAACUCUAUCAGAUACAUUUGUCAUUGAAAUAGAUGUAAUUCCAAAACACCUUUUCUGUGGUACAAAAUACUUCUCAACCUACACAUAUGAAUACAAAGGUCGGAGCUGGAAAAAGGCUUUCUUCGUCCGGGAUGGAGCUAGUUCCAAAAAUAUCAUUGACAAUUCAAAAGAAUUAGAAUCGUUUAAAUCUAACAUAACAUUUGUAGCAGAUUCUCGUAAAAAUGCAGAAGAAAAAUCUCUCUUAAGGCAAAAGAAGAUAGAGGAUGAAGGACUAAAACUAGUUAGUCUGCUCACUGGUAACAAGGACUUGCUAGAGGACUCUUAUUAUGACUACUACAUUUUAGUAAAAAACAAGUGCCAUUCAAAUCAAAUAGUGCACUUAGACUUUUUGAAGGAAAUAAAAUGGUUUGCUGUGCUUGACUUCGAUUUUGAAUCAGAAACAAAUGGUCUAUUCAAAAUUUACCAAAAAAAUCGAAAUGCCAAACUUCGCUUUCCAGAACAUUAUCAAAACAAAGAUGGUUCUGUUUCUGAACAGGCUGAAAAGCUGAAUCUGCAUCAGGAAACCAACUGGAUUUUCUGCAAUGGUAAAUCAGGCUUCGAAGGCAAUAAGCACCCGCCGUUAGAUCCUCUUUCCUGGCAACGAGAUAGAGCUGCUGAUGUCAGAAAACUGAUUUCAUUUCUUUCACACAAAGAUGUAAAACAGAGUGGGAAGUUUUUAGUAGUGUUUCUUUUACUCUCCACAGUGGAAGAGUCAAUGGAUCCCAUUACUGAGACAUUUAUUACAUUUUACCAAGAAUUAAAGGGACUAGAAGAGAUGCUCUGCAUUUGCACUGGCCCACAUACAUAUCAGCGAUGGAAAGAUCUUUUGCGUGCUAGAGGCGUUAGUGAUGAAGAGCUUUCAGCCAAAUGUGUUUCUAAUUUAACCCUAGAAAUGGUAAAUGGUACCAUCAUAAAAUUAAAAUCAGCUACACGAUCUUCUGAAAGACUUCUACCCUCUGCUGGUUGUUCUACUGUUCUUCUAAAGAGGGAAGAAGACUCCAUGGAAGCAUUAGAAAUCCUUUGUGUAAAUGAAUGCAAAGACACAGAGAUAGAGAAAGAUGCAGAGCAAUUUAGAAAAUUCCUGAAAGAACGUGAAGAAGAUUUUUAUCGAGGUGGUAAAGUGUCAUGGUGGAAUUUUUAUUUCUCUUCUGAAAAAUAUACGUCAGAUUUUAUCAAAAGGGAAGGUUAUGAAAAGCUCAAACAGCUAGUUAUGACUUCAUCUAGCAGUACUAAUGAAUCACCUGUAAAAAUUAUUAACCUUUACCACCAUCCAGGUUGUGGUGGGACCACAUUAGCUAUGCACAUCCUCUGGGAUCUCCGGAAGCAAUUCAGAUGUGUUGUUCUGAAAAAUAAAACACAUGAUUUUGAAGCACAGCUGACAACUUUAAUCACCUAUGGAGCAAACAAUUCUACAGGCUAUAUACCAGUGUUACUUCUUGUGGAUGAUUUUGAAGAGCAAGAAAACGUCUACAUUCUGCAGAAAGAAAUUCAGAAAGCUAUAACAGAAAAACACAUUCAUUGUGCAAAUCCUUUAGUGAUCAUUCUAAAUUGUAUGAGAUCUCAGAAUCCUGAUGAAAAUGCGACUAUCAAUUGCUUGAACAGUAUUUCUCUAAAACAUCUACUUUCUCCAAAAGAGCAAAGGGCUUUUGAGCAGAAACUAAAAGAUAUUGAAAAGCAUCAUUCAAAUCCUGACAAUUUCUAUUCAUUUAUGAUUAUGAAGAAAAAUUUUGAUCCACAGUACAUUGAAACAGUGGUAAAAAAUACUUUGAAUAACCUGGAUAUUUCCACUAAACAAGUACAGCUUAUUUACUAUUUAGUAUUAUUAAACUCUUAUGUAAAUACAUCUACAAUUUCCAUAUCACUAUGUGAAGAAUUCUUAGGAAUUAGUUCUCGAGAGCUUGGCUGCAAUAAAGAUAAGCUUAUAGAAAAGAUGGGAAUUUGUUCCAAUAUUCUCAGAUAUACUCAGAUACAGGAAUGCACAAGCUACAGAGGUCUACGUAUCAUUCACCCCUUGAUAGCAUGUCGCUGUCUAAUAGAAUUGAAACUAACCUAUGACUUGUCCAAAAGUGAAAUUACUUUGCGAUUAUUGAAAGAGGAUUUAUUUUAUGAGACUUCAUCAAAGAAAGACAAACUUAUUCGUGAUAUACAAACCAUGCUGAUCACUAGACAGCGUAAGGAGCACGGUGAUGAGUCAGAUACAUUGUUUUCCCCGUUAAUUGAAGCCAUUCAUAAGGAGGAAAAGUGUGCUAAAGUGGAAUGUGUGUUGAAACAAGCAUCCACUACAUUUAAGAAAAAUAGUGUAAUUUGCCAAGCUUUAGCAAGAUACUUCUAUAUUAAAGAAAAGAAUUUUCAGUCUGCAUUGCACUGGGCCAAAGAAGCCAAAGAAAGGGCACCACACAAUUCAUACAUAUCAGAUACAUUAGGUCAAGUCUAUAAAAGUAAGCUAAGAUACUACGUAGAGCAAAAAACAAAGAGUGCAGACAUGACAACUGAGGAACUGAAAUAUAUGCUGGAACUUGCUCAGAAUGCCUCACAGGCUUUCAGAGAAUCUCAGCAGCAAGCUGAAAAUGCAGACACUGAACAAAAUUUGCAGCACCUAAAGCUUAAAAGAAAGUUUCAUACAUAUAAUACUGCUGGUUAUCAGGGAGAAAUAGAAACUUGUCUUUAUGUUAUUGAUAUCCUUCAGCUUGUUCCUUUUUUCGGAAAAGACUUGUGGUGUAGAAAAAACAUGGCAUUAUAUCUAUCAGGAAAUAGUGAUUCGAAGACAGUUAUCCCUGCCACAGAGUGUGAAAUGUUUGAGGCCCUUACACCCUAUUCCAAUUUUUUAAAUAAACUGCAGUCACGUUUGAAAAGGGCAUUUGACUUUUUUCAAGACUACUUUGUCUUUUUCAAAACACAGACCAAUGAAAAAGAAAUUAUAGAAGCAAAAAUAUAUGAGAAGGUUCAAGAAUGUUUUACCAGAUACAUAAGAGUAUUCUGCGAUUACAGUUUUGAGCAACUGAAAAAUGAACAGGUCUCAAAGUGGUCCUUGCCUCGGCGCAGGAAAGCAUAUCAGUACAGUCUGGAGUCUUCUAAAGCAGACUCAUUUUCUGGACUUUUGGAAUACCUCCACAGAAAUCACAGAAAUGCUGACAGACAACUAGAAGACAUAGUAGAUGCAUAUGAAUUUUUGUGUGAGGAGACUUCAGAAGCAACUCUGAAAGAAAAACAGAAUUUGAUUUUGGCAAAUGUUAUUCUCAGGUGCAUUAAACCUAAAUACACCAACACGGAUCCUUUUCAGGAGCUGAGAAAUCAGCUUCAAAAUAUCCUACUGAAAGAGGAAGUGACUUCACAGUGUGUAGAGACUUUCUUCCUAGCCUCCUUGUUGUUCUGGCCUGAAAAUAGAAAACAACAAAGUGAAGACUCCAGGAAAAUGGCAAACUAUGUUAUGCGUUUAAAGGACUCUUUCAAAGAGCGCUAUGGAACCUUGUGUCAUUACAAGCUACCUCAGGCUCAUUUCUAUCUUGGAAAAGGCAGUGGCCUGAAAAAAUUUGUUCACAAAGGAAAAAUUGAUCAGCUAUUUAGUUCACUUCCAGACCAGGAAUUGAAUUCCCUCUGGCAGAGUGAAAAUAUCUGGAAGGAGAAGGCUGUUCAAAAUCUUUUGCUUUCUCUGAACGGAAGAGCUGAGGAUAAUGUUAUCUAUGUAGACUAUGGCAGUAAUGAAACCUUUAGGGUACCAGUGCAGCCGGUUCCUUCAUUCCUGUGGAAGAGUGGUCCAAACGUAGAAAGAGUGUCUUUUUACCUUGGAUUUUCCAUCGCUGGUCUCUUGGCAUACAACACUGAAAGCUUGUCAUUAAAACAAUAGGUAUUCCAGCAUUGCUGUCACAAGACUUCUUUAGACAGAGCUAUCCUUAACAUUUUGUCAACAAUUGCAAGUGACAACUUCUGAUUAUCCAUUAUAUUUCAUUCCUCAUUAUGUUAGUCUUUCACUCCCAUGCAGAACUGCCUCCCUACUACAAUAAUCACUGUUUGGAUAAUCAAUCAGACUGAAAUAUUGGUGCUAGUACUAUAAACUUGUCAGAAUUGCCAAAAAUUCUUCUUUGGUUGCUGUAAACAUGAGGAACCAUUCAGAAAAGAAAAGAUAAUUCUACAUACUUUGAAAAUGUAACGACAAAGUUAAAUACCAUCUCUUUUAAGAACCCUGCUAUCAUGCUAGCUUUUUUGCCACUGUUCCUAAGGAAGGAUAUGUCACUAUCCUCAUGUUGCUGUGUAAGCAAUAUAUGACCAAAGAAAGUAUAUUAGAAAACAUGUAUCCUUUAACAUGGCCUGAUGCUUCAUUGUAUCUGCUGUUGGCACAAACAUUGAGGAAUGAAAAGGCCAUUCAGCUGCAAAGCAGCAUUUUGUCCUCUGUUGUCAUUGCACAUACUUGUAAUGCAAUCCAUCUGUAUUCUUUCAUUAUUUUAAAUCCCAUUGCUUCAAAUAUUACUUGACAGUGUGCUCUAGGAUAGGAUUACGCAACAUAUUUAUUCUGCUAUAGUGCAGCUCUUCUUUUAGUUGCAAAUAGGAAAAAGGAGGUUGAACAUAUAAUCCAGGCUACUGUUUAACUAUAGCCAAAAUAUAUUUCUCUUGGUGCCUACCUGUAACAGUGAGUGUCUUUCACUGACCUUACACUUCAUGUUAUCCUGUAUCCACUUUGUUUCUACAGGAUGCUUUUAUUACCUGCAGUAUACUACAUGAACUUUUCAUAGUAAUUCAUUAUUUGUUAUACUUAGUUCUUAGGAUAUCGAUGUACAAUUUAACAAUCAUUGAACUACUUAUCUUUCCAAAUAAAGUUUUAUAGCAAGAAAUUUGCCAUGUCUUCAUUGCAGUUGAAGACUUUGGUCUUCAUUUCAGUCAACCACAUCUCUUCAGUGACAUCUAAGAAUUAAAAGGAUUUUUUUGUGCUCAAACUCAGACUAUCUGUAUAGUAUGGCUAUUUACUAAUAAACCUUAGGAUUUUGCAGUGUAUUACAUGCUAGGUACUUCACAUGUGUGAAUUUACAUAAAUAUAAAUUAUAUUACA
Rhea pennata is the source of this 6137-nucleotide messenger RNA. It is a transcript of the gene SAMD9, whose product is annotated as sterile alpha motif domain containing 9. The coding region runs from base 156 to 4940 and encodes 1594 amino acids. NCBI's taxonomy places the organism in Eukaryota, Metazoa, Chordata, Aves, Rheiformes, Rheidae. Gene Ontology annotation, molecular function: protein binding. The record is from RefSeq and is a predicted model, not a curated record. Gene Ontology annotation, cellular component: cytoplasm. The transcript is spliced from 2 exons.